CGUUCGCGUUUGGCGUCCCUCGUUUCUCCCAUCCCAUUGUUUAUAAAUUAAAACCCCAGGUUCAUCACUCUAGACGUGUUCAUCAAGUAGUUAAGGACCUAUCAGCUAUAAUGACGGAUUAAAUCAGACAUUGACAGUUUCGUAAGGGUGUAACCAUGGCAGACAUAGAGUUAUGCCGGCUGUGUGCGGAAUCCAAGAGCAAAGUCAUUGGUAUUUAUGAUCCUGAGGGGCUCAGACUGGCGAUUGAAGAGAAAAUUAUCAGGUUUCUUCAUUUACAGGUCGUCACGUCCGACAACCUACCCCUCUCCAUCUGCAUCGACUGUUACGACCUCCUGGACCAAUGCACCCUCUUCUACGAGAGAACUCACCAGGCGCAGAUCUCCCUCCGCCACCUCUUUAUCGACAUCAAGCCCCUGCCGGACUCCUCCGACCCCAACAUCGACCACGUGGAGAAGAUCGUCGAGUAUUCGAACAAAACUGAAGACGAGACCGCUGACCUCGGUGACGACUACAUCCCAGGAGACGAGUUAGACCCUGACUACCUGACUGACGAGAACGAGCAGAAUGAGAUCCCCGAAAUUGACCACAAGUACACCCCCCUCGAGCCACCCGAGGAAGUGGAACCCCCGGGAGAAAACAAAACCUCACCCAAGCAGAGCAUCAAACAGGUGAGAAGACGAGUGAGGAAGCCAUCGAGUCCGAUCCGCUCAGGCUCCGAGACCGAGGAAAUAAAGAUUCCAGACAACUACAUGACUGGAACAGAAUCAGACAAAGAGAUGAUAGAAUCCAGGAUAGAUGACUACCCAAAAGCAAAGAAACGAGGAAGAACACUGGACAGAUAUCCCUGGUUGUGCACAGAUUGCAACGACAAAUUACCCUCUUUGGAGUCCCUGGAGAACCACCACAAUGUCGUUCACAUUCAGAGGCCCAAGUACAUGUGUGUCCAGUGCUGCAAGAUCUUCGAGAAGUACCCUGCAUUCUUGAGCCACGUGAAGAGACACAAGAACAAGUCAAAAUUCAGCUGCGAAGACUGCGGCAAGUCUUUCGUUCAUAAAAAGGUGCUGGAGUCACAUAGAGCUAUCCACAGUGACGAAAGGCCGCACAUUUGUCAGACGUGUGGCAAGAGCUUUCGACAGCAGAGUGCACUUUACAUUCAUGGCAGGUGCCAUCUCCCUGAGAACAUGAAGAAUCGGUUUCCCUGCGAUCAGUGUGGGAAGAGAUUCUCCACUAAACCCAAUCUGGUUACUCAUAAGAGGAUUCACUCUGGGGUGAGGAACUUCACGUGCGAUCAAUGUGGCAAGAGUUUUAUUCAGAAGGGAAACCUCGAGGCACAUUUCCUGACGCAUUCUGUUGAUAAACCUUAUAGUUGUUCGCAGUGUUCGAAGGCUUUCAAGACUCCCCUUCAGCUGAAGAAACAUGAGACUGUUCAUACUGGUGAUAAACCCCAUCAGUGCGCUGUCUGUGGGAGGACUUUUAGGGAGAAGGGAACUUUGAGGGAGCAUCACAGGAUACAUACUGGGGCUAUGCCAUUUACUUGCGAAUUCUGCGGGAAGUGCUUCAGGUUCAAGGGCAUCCUCACGACUCACAGGAGGCAGCACACUGGGGAGAGACCUUAUAGCUGUUUGGAGUGCCAGCAUCAUUUCACUAAUUGGCCGAAUUAUAAUAAACAUAUGAAGAGGAGACACGGGAUCAAUACUUCGCAUGCGAAACAUCUGCCUCAGAAUCAGGUCCAGGUGCAAGGGGGGCAGGAGGAGAAUGGCGGGCAGGCGGCUGAAGGAACUGCCAAUGUUGAGGUGACACAAAUAAUUACUGAGACCUCCACUCAGUCGAUAAUCCUCGAGACUGUCCCCGUCACGACUGUCGAAACGUUCCAGACUGAAACGCCUGCAGCAAUACAGACCGGCACAUUUUUCCGUGAUAAAAAUGCCACCUAUUUCAAUGCAGUACCAGUAACGAUACAAAAUUUUCUAACGCCGAAUGUACCUUAUAAUUUCUACACUGUGCCCAGUGUAAACGAGAAUGAAUCAAUUCUCCCAAAAUAGAAAAUUUAAUAGCUCAUGAGAAUUGGAAUGUUCUUUGAUCGAUUAUCUGGAUAAUUAGACACUCGCAUUGCAACACAAACAAAACAAUCAGUACUAACGUAACGAUAAACUAGUUUAAUUCAGUAAUGAUAAUGAUAAUUUCGACUAUCAUAAGGAAUGUGAAAGCCUCAACUCUUCCUGGGUUAAAUUUUUAAUGAAUUGAGAAGUUUAAGGAGCAAAAGUUCAUAUAAUAAUAAAUAUUGAGUGGUAAACAUAGUUUACCAAAUGUACAAAAUUCUAAUUCGUUCGUUCUGGGAAGAAAAAUGAACAUUUUUCCGUUUAAGAAAAGAUUUUGGAAAAAUCCCUAUUAUCAAAAAUAUUGUUUGUUAUCGUUUGCUCAUGUAAAAAUGUCCUAAGCAGUUCUUGUGAUAAACUGUCAAGUUCCACAAUAAAACAAGUUUUCAAAACA
Messenger RNA from Diachasma alloeum, 2490 nucleotides. Its product is annotated as zinc finger protein 260. Gene Ontology annotation, biological process: negative regulation of transcription by RNA polymerase II; regulation of immune system process; regulation of cytokine production. Bases 156 to 2042 code for a protein of 628 amino acids. Gene Ontology annotation, cellular component: nucleus. Gene Ontology annotation, molecular function: zinc ion binding. The transcript has 3 exons. The record is from RefSeq and is a predicted model, not a curated record. NCBI's taxonomy places the organism in Eukaryota, Metazoa, Arthropoda, Insecta, Hymenoptera, Braconidae.